UAAGGGCCGCGUCUUGUUUUAGAGAUGAAUAAUACAAAAAGAAAGGAAAGAGGUGGAAAUUUCUAAGAUUGCAAAACCCUAAUCCCCAAUUCCAAAUAGAAAAAACGAUCCAGUCAAGUUUCAUUGUUGACCCAAUCCAUCAAUGGCUUGGAGAAUAAGUUGCCCACUCUACUCCCUUACCAAUAAGAUCCCCAUUCCAUCUCCAUCACUCCUCACCUCCUUCUCCAACAAUGGCCGCAAUCCAGCUUCUCCCCUCACAAUAUGGCUACGUCGUCCUCGUUCUUGUCCUCUACACCUUUCUCAAUUUCUGGAUGGCCGGUCAGGUCGGCCGCGCUCGCAAGAAGUAUAAGGUCUUUUACCCUAAUUUAUACGCUCUCGAAUCCGACAACAAGGAUGCCAAACUCUUCAAUUGUGUCCAGAGAGGGCACCAGAAUUCGCUAGAAAUGAUGCCUUUGUUCUUCAUGCUUAUGAUUUUGGGAGGAAUUGGGCAUCCUUGCCUUACCGCUUCCUUUGGAGUUCUCUAUGUUGUGUGUCGAUUCUUCUACUUCAAAGGUUACGCUACCGGUGUGCCUGAAAAGCGCCUCACCAUCGGGAAAUUUUCUUUUCUGGCAUUACUCGGAUUGAUGGUUUGCACAAUCUCGUUCGGUGUUAAGCUUCUUCGUCAUUAAGCUAUAAUCCUGUUGAGCUUGGGGUGAUGUUGUAGUGUUGUUCUUCAUCUUCCUCGUUGCCUUGUGUUAUUAAGAGGUUGAAUAACGGUUAUUUAUUUCCUUGCUAAUCUUGUUAUAGAAGUUGUAACUUUGAAAAAAGUUAUAGUAAAUUUGAGAUGUCUUUUUAUGAAAUGAAGUGUAAAAACGUAAUCCUAUUUUCUUUGUACUUACACAUCUCUUUGCUCAUUUGGAGGGUACUCAAUUGAUCUCUGUACAAUGUUUGAUCUGGA
Molecule: messenger RNA, 937 nt
Organism: Cucumis sativus (cucumber)
Lineage: Eukaryota; Viridiplantae; Streptophyta; Magnoliopsida; Cucurbitales; Cucurbitaceae
Product: microsomal glutathione S-transferase 3
Exons: 4
Coding region: 231-668 (145 amino acids)
Cellular component (GO): membrane; endoplasmic reticulum; nuclear envelope
Molecular function (GO): glutathione peroxidase activity; glutathione transferase activity
Source: RefSeq, a predicted model, not a curated record